Messenger RNA from Volvox carteri f. nagariensis, 393 nucleotides. RefSeq lists its product as uncharacterized. Gene Ontology annotation, cellular component: extracellular region. The record is from RefSeq and is a predicted model, not a curated record. NCBI's taxonomy places the organism in Eukaryota, Viridiplantae, Chlorophyta, Chlorophyceae, Chlamydomonadales, Volvocaceae. Bases 1 to 393 code for a protein of 130 amino acids. The transcript is spliced from 4 exons.
AUGGCGAGGUGGCAGUCUUCCCAGUCGGCGGAAAGGAAGUAUCCCAAGCCCUACAGCGGCACUUGUGGGAAGGCUAUGGAUGAGUGGUUUUAUGAGGGGUUGUCCUUUAACUUCAGCACACUGCGGCUCUUCACGGACAAUGUGGGCAAGGGGAUGGGCCACUUCACGCAAGUGGUCUGGAAGGGCUCCGUCAAAAUGGGUUGCGGCACAGCCAUGUCGGACUACACCAUCCGAUUUCUUUCGGGCGCCGUCCGGAUAGGUGGCUGCAAAGCAGUGGUGUGCAGGUACUGGCCACCCGGCAACAUCCCCACGGAUGCCGAGUUUGCCGCCAACGGAACGAGCGGAAACAUGAUUUGCCGUAAGUUUGCGAAUGCUGGUAGAGAUAGCGGGUAG